AUGAAAUUCUUAGGAAAACUAGCUGAUUUGUUAGCUGAUGCUGGACAUGAUGUGGUAAGUUCACAAUAUUUUAUUGAAAGUCAAGAAAAACCGGAAUACUUAAGUAAUUCCAAAAAUGUUUUUGUUUUCAGACAGUUCUUCAAUAUUACAUUAAGCCAAUGAAUAACACAGAAAAAUUGAUAAAAAACAAAAAAGUGGAGAUAAUUCAUUAUUUUCCGGAUGAUUUUGAUGAAAUAUCAGGAGAAGAUAAUAAAGAUAUUGGAUUUUGGGAUGAUCCAAUAUUCACUGAUCCUUUGAUCGGAAGUCUUGUUAUUCCCAAAAUGUUUGCGAACCAAUCAAGAUCAUGUGUUCAAAGUUCGUUCAUUUUUUGUGAAAAUAUCAUGACAAUAACAUGUUUGGUUUUGCAGAAUUGCUACAAGAUGAUGAUAUCAAAUACAAACUACAAUCUAAGAAAUUUGAUGCUGUUAUUGCUGAAACUUUUGAAAUCAGUGGAUUUUGUAAGUUUCCAUAAUACAUUUAUUGUGAAAAUAAUCCAUCUUUCAGAUGUUGCUCAUUUAAUCGGAGUGAAAUCAGUAAUAGCUGUCAUGACAUCUGUCAGAUUUUCCGGUGUCCAAUAUCUUUUCGGUCAACCGAAUAUUCUAGGCUAUGUUCCUGGCCCAUUCUCAAAAUUCGGGAAAAAUGCUGGAUUUUGGGAUCGAUUGAAUGAUGCUUAUUAUGCUUAUUUUGAAUCCGAGAAAGAAUAUUAUUUAUGUGAACAACAACAUGAAUAUUUUACAGAAGGACAAUUAUCUGGAAUAUUUCCACAUUGGACAGAAUUAGUUAAAAAAUCAACUUUUUAUAUAAUAAAUUCAAAUCCUUAUUUGGAUUUUGCAGUUCCAAGUUCUCCAAAUAUGAUUUAUGUCGGAGGAAUGACGAUUGAUAGAAAUAAGAAGAAAACUGAACAAUUAUCAGAAGAAUAUUUGAAUAUUUUAAAUGAAAGAUCAGCUACAGUACUUAUAUCAUUUGGAACUGUUGUUCGAGCAUAUGCAAUGCCAGAUAGUUAUAAAUUAGGAUUAAUUGAAAUGUUCAAAGCAAUGCCAAAUGUCACAUUUAUUUUCAAAUAUGAGCAAAAUGAUGAAAUGUUGGAAAAAGUGCCGAAGAAUGUUUAUUUGAAGAAUUGGAUUCCUCAAACAUCAAUUUUAGCUGAUAAACGUGUCAAAUUAUUUAUAACUCACGGAGGAUUAGGAAGUACAAUGGAAGUUGCUUAUUCAGGAAUACCAUCUCUUAUGAUUCCAUUAUUUUCUGAUCAAUUUAAUAAUGCAAUGAUGUUAUCCAGACAUGGUGGAGCAAUCACUUAUAAUAAGUUUGAUCUUCCAAAAUCGGAAAAACUGAUUCCAAUCGUCAAAGACAUGGUUGAAAAUGAAAAGUAAAUUUAUCUUUAAACUUUGAACGUAUAUACAGGGUGUUUCAUAAAUAGUGUUACAACUUGCACAGUCCACCCCGGGAAAGGCAAAAGAUCAAAACUCAAUAUUUUUGACACAAACAUAGCCGAACGUGGUUAUGACAAGAUUUGAACAUAAAUAAUACCUCAUUUCAACCUUCACACCAUUGCCACCAGCUCAAGUGUGCCGGUGGAGGGUCACUGUGGCACGCACGAUUUUUUUCGUUCAAAGAGAGUCUUUAUUUUUGGAAUUGGUGAUUUCCGGAAAGUUAUUUUCGAAAACCCUUUUUGACGGGUUUAUUUCGUUAGUUUAAACGGACAAAGUAACAGAAUCACAUCUAGACACUUUACCGGGGGGUUAAAGUGACCCCACUUUUCGAAAUUUUCAAAAAAUAAAAUUGAGUUUUUGAAUUUUUGUGGAAAAAUAUGAUUUUUUCCACUCAAUAUUUGUUAUUUCUGUAUCACAAUUGUUUUUCAUCCUAUAAAUGGCUAAUUUGACCGAUUAUAUCAACAUUUCAACUUGAUUUUAACGAUGUUUUUGUCGGAAAAUCGGAAAAAUUCGAAGUUUCAGUUGAAAUUGAAGAUCUUCUUCUAACUUCGAGAAAACAAUCAUGAAUUUCUGGAGAUUUUUGAAAUUUUCACUAAAACAUUGUUUUCAUUAGAAAAUAUCAUGUUGAGCCAUAAAACUCAGAAAAACUGAAGAUUUCCUGGCUUUUCAUUUUUGGGAAGACCGUCGUGCCAGAAAAUGAUUUUUAAAAAAAUUGCGUUCUGUUUACACGUCAUAAACAUAGUCCAAACUACGUUAUUGUCAAAUUUACAUGGAUAGCUCUUGUAGAGGAAGAAAAAUCCUACAUUUUUGUAAUUAUGAGCAAAACCAUUAGGAUUACCCAACUUUGACAAAACUGAUCUAAAGAUGAACAACUCUUGUAACACUAUUUAUGAAACACCCUGUACAUUACACAGUGUUUUACAGAUACAAAAUCAAUGCAUUAAAACUUCUCGAUGUUUUAUUAAAUCAACCCAAUGAUCCAAAAGUAACAGUUCUUAAACAUAUCGAAUUUGCUGUCAAAUUUCCAAAUUUCAAAACAUUAGCGCCAGACAUUCUAUCAUCAAAUUUCAUUGGUUUUUACUAUUUGGAUGUUUUUUCAUUCGUCCUUGUUUCAAUAAUUCUUAUAGUAUUUUUAAUUGUCAAAUUGAUUUCAACAAUUAUAUCAAAAUGUUUGAUUGGUAAAAUGAAAAAAGAUUAGACUUUUCAAUCUGUGUUGGAUAGAAAUGUAGUUUCUAGUUAAGACCACUGCAAUUUCAUAUCAAUUAUUAUUUCUACAGUAUCAAGAAAGCACUACAAACUAGGAAAACCACGGUCAGUUAUGAGAAAUGUAUAUAAAAGGGUUGUAAGAAUGAUGAGAUGAAAUAUUGAGAUAUUAUGAGACAAAUAACAUUAUUACUGUUGGUCUUAUUAAUUGUCAUCAUCAAGCAUGUAGAUUCUUAUCAUUAUUUGAUUAUGAAUCCAGUCUUUGGAUUUAGCCAUGUUAAAUUCCUCUCAAAAAUUGCUGAUACAUUAUCAGAUGCUGGACAUAAUGUGGUGAGUUUUGUUAAACUAAUAAUUAAUUUAAUUUGAUAAACUGAUCAUUUCUAAUUUACAGACCGUUUUGCAGUAUUACCAUCUUCCUAUGAAAAACCUGGAUAAUGUGAUCAAGAAUAAAAAUGUGAAAAUAAUUCAUUAUUUUCCUGAUAAUUUCGAGGAACUGAAGAAAGUUGGGGAAAAUACAUUUCCACAAAUUUGGGAUGGCGCGUUCUUCACAAAUCCAGUUUUGGAAUGUUUAGCAAUGCCAAACUUGUUAGCUGGAGAAUUUGAGAAAAUGUCAACACGUGAGUAAUUAAUUAUAAAUUUGAAUUUACUCCGACAAUUGUGAGUUUUUUACAGAAGUUUUGAGGGAUAAAACGCUUCAUGAAACAUUGAGAAAUGAAAAAUUCGAUGCGGUUAUCGUCGAGACUUUCGAUACAGCUGGAUUUUAUAUGGCUGAUAUUUUGAACAUCCCACCAAUUGCAGUAUUUUCGGCAGUAACAUUUGCGAUCAGAAAAGAAUAUGGCGAAGGAUCAACAAUUGGUUAUUUACCAAAACAUUUCUCAAGAAUAGGAACAGAAGCUUCUAUUUUUGAUAGAUGGAACGAUUUUUAUCGAACGGUUUUGUUUCAAAUCGGAAACUAUCGACUAUUUGAUCUACAACAUAAAGCAUAUUCAAAGGCAGUUGGAUAUGAUAUCGCAAACUGGAGAGAUUUAAUCACACGAUCAACAUAUUUCUUUGUCAAUGCUAAUCCUUAUUUAGAUUUUGCAAUGCCAAAAUUAGAAAAUAUUGUGAAUAUUGGAGGAUUCACCGUUAAUAAAAACAAAACAAUUCAUCAAGUUUCUGAAGAAUAUGAAAACAUUUUGAACGAAAGAUCAUCUACAGUUUUGGUGUCAUUUGGUUCAGUGGUGAGAUCAUAUGAAAUGCCAGAAUAUUUCAAAAAGGGAUUGGUCAAAACAUUUGAAUCUUUGCCAAAUAUCACUUUCAUUUGGAAAUAUGAAAAGGAUGAUUAUUUCAAAAAUGUAGUGCCAUCAAAUGUUUAUUUGAAGAAAUGGAUUCCACAAGCUGAACUACUUGGUGAUAAACGUGUUAAAUUAUUUAUAACUCAUGGUGGAUUGGGAAGUACAAUGGAAGUUGCAUAUGCUGGGAAACCUGCAUUGAUGGUAAGAAUAAUUGUUAAAUAUAACUUCAACAAUUAUUUAUAUUCAGGUUCCUUUAUUCGGAGAUCAAUUUCACAAUUCAUUAAUGUUAGAAAGACAUGGAGGAGCUGUUGCUUAUUCUAAAUUCGAUCUUCCAAAUCAUAAAAAACUCACAUCAAUUCUUCAAAAUAUGAUUGAUAACCCGAAGUAAGUUCUUUGACUAUUCUAUCAUUUUCAAUUUAAGAUUAACAAAAAAAAACAACUCUUCAGAUAUGACAUCAAAGCUACAGAACUGCUCAAUGUUUUGAAAAAUCAACCAAUAGAUCCAAAAGAAGUUUUGAUUAAACAUAUGGAAUUUGCUGUCAAGUUUCCAAAUUUAAGAAGUUUGAUUCCGGAAAUCUCAAAAACAGGAUUCAUCUCAUAUUAUUUUUUGGAUAUUGGUCUAAUUGUUAUCUCUUUAAUUAUUUUCACAUUGAUCUCCGUUUUCUAUAUUUCUCGAUUUUUCUUUUCAAAAAUUGUGAAAAUCGUGAAAAAAGAGAAAACUAACUGA
Molecule: messenger RNA, 4673 nt
Organism: Caenorhabditis angaria
Lineage: Eukaryota; Metazoa; Nematoda; Chromadorea; Rhabditida; Rhabditidae
Source: the annotation of a GenBank genome assembly